CUGAUCCUCCUCUAGUGUUCCCUCCUUCAUUGAAAGGCAUAACCAGCUAUCGAGUUGCUGAAGUGAAAAACCUGUUUGUCUUCUUGGAAGCCUCUCUCUAUAUCCCUUCUUCCUGGGAUAAAUCACCAAGUAAUGCUCAUUGGACCUCCUAAAUAUCUCUAGGGUUCACCACCCCACUGUUCUCUCCACCUUACUGUGACUACUCUAGUUUAAGCUUCUGUCACCAUGCACUUGGGUAACUGUAGUUGCUAGCUCUAACUGGUAUCCCUGCCUCCUCUCUUAUCGUUCCUGUAAUCUAAUCUCUACACUGCAGCCAGUGUAGAGAUUAAAUUUAUAAAAUGUAAAUUUAAUCACACUUCUCCCCUACUUAAAUCUUUCAAACUUUCUCUAACCCCCACAGGAUCAAGUUCAAACUCUUAACAUGGCUUAUAAAACCUUGCCAUGAUCUGGCUCCUGUUUGUCCAUCACAGCCUUAAUUGUUUAUAACCUGAAUUCUUUUCAUUCCUUGAGUAGAGGAUGCUCUUUCUUGUCUUUCAACAUCUCCAGUGCCAUUAGGCCCUCCUCUUUAUCUUUACUCACCCUACAGGUCACAGUUUCUUGGGCACAUUUCCUCUGGACCAACCCUCGCUCCCACCCCAUCUAGGUUAGGCGCCCCUGUUCUUCACGUCCACAGCCCGUGUACACCCCACUGUAUAAUUAAUCACAUUGUAUUGUAUCUAUAGGCAGGAAACCUCUUGAGGACAGCGCUCGCUUCUGGCUUGUUUGCUGCAGCGUCUCCAGCACCUAGGACAGGGCCUGGCACGAUGUAGGUGCAUAAUGAAUAGUGAACGCAGAAGAGAAUGGAUGUGUGACGGCGAGUGUCCUUUGGAAGACAGCGUUCAGUGGCUGAGAGCGCGUGGGUUCCCCGUGGGUUCGGUAUAUCUGUGCGAGGGCUCAAAUCCCGCUCCAGCCUAUCCACCACACUGCGGCUGCGCCGCGCCGCGCCAGCUUCUGGUCCAACCGAGCCGGAAUUGAUGACGCAGGCUUCCCAGGAUGCCUCGCGAGGCGCCUAUUCAAACCGCACCUAGAAGAGAGAGAGAGGAGGUCGUGAUGGCGGCUCCGGAGCAGGAAGUGCUGUCCCCGGCCGCAGUUCCUGAUCAGAGCCUCCACUUUCUGAGUCGAGCCCCAGCCGAAACCCGGCACCCUACCUUCUCACCGCCCCGCCGUCGCUUCAGUCACUUUAGGAGACAGAUCAGGAUUCUUCCCGCCUCCGCCCACACAGGAGUUUGCGGAGGCAAUGUGCGUGUGUCGGGCUGUCCCUUCCGCAGUGUUGGCCGAUGAAGCCCUCAGGGCAUGAGAAGACUGGCUUUUGGUCUUUGAGUUUUUCGUUUUUUCUGUCUUGUCCCUCUGUGCGCCUACCAGGUUUGGAGUGGUGUGAAAAGUCGGAGAAAACCCACGCCCCCCAGAUAGAACUACUUGAGACUACCUCUGCCCAAGAACCUCCCGUCUCUUCGGAGCCUUUUUGCCGCCGAGACUGUUUGGUGCCAGUGGUGUUUCCCGGGCCUGUGAGCCAGGAAGGCUGCUGUCGGUUUACUUGUGAACUUCUAAAGCAUAUCAUGUACCAACGCCAGCAACUCCCUCUGCCCUAUGAACAUCUUAAGCACUUCUACCGAAAACCUCCCCAGGCAGAGGACAUGGCGAAGAAGAAACCUCGGGCCACUGCUGAGGCAAGCAACAGGACAUGCCAACAAACUCUGGCAGAACUGGAGAGUGUCCUCAGCCACCUAGAGGGUCUCUUUGCCCGGACACUAGUACCGCGGGUGCUCAUCCUCCUUGGGGGCAGUGUUGUAAGUCCCAAGGAAUUCUACGAGAUUGACUUGUCCCGUUUGGCUCCCAACAGCAUGGACCAGACCCUGAGCACAGCAGCUUGUUUGCGCCGUCUCUUCCGGGCCAUUUUCGUGGCUGAUGCUUUCAGUGAGCUGCAGUCUCCUCCGCUCAUGGGCACUAUCAUCAUGGCACAGGGGCACCGUGACUGUGGAGAAGACUGGUUUCGACCCAAGCUAAACUAUAGAGUGCCCAUACGGGGCCACAAACUGACUGUGACCCUGUCCUGUGGCAGACCCCCCAUCCCACUCACGGCCUGGGAGGAUUACGUUUGGUUCCAGGCACCAGUGACAUUGAAAGGCUUUCACGAGUGAAUGAAGAUGCCUCUUAGUUGUGAACACAAUGGCUAAAUUAUCUUUCCUUCUGUGGCACCAAGUCACCCAUCUCUUGCUUGGAGGUAGUUACUUCCUGGUGAGAGGACGGUCCUAUCCUUCUGGCUGCCUGCUUCCCUUCCUAAGACUUCCUGGUGCGCUGAUGGUGUGGCUGGGACUGUAAUAAUCGUCACUGAACAAGGUCUCUUUGAAUCAAAGGUUGAUUUUCCCAGAGGGUGCUGGGUCAGGGUUUUCUGUUUGGGGUUGGAAAGCAAAUGUGGGCCCAAAGACAGACGCUGCUGUUAUGGAGAUGGCCCUUUUCUGGGCCUUUCAGAAUUUUUACCAGGGAUAUACAAUGUGGGUGUGGCUCAUGAACUUAAAUAUAAAAUGAAUGAAUUCGUAUUAAAUUUUCCUGAAACUCUUGGCUUAAAGAGACUUUCUAGGCUUGAGGCUAGAGUAUUUUGUUUCUCCUUGGUCUUUUAUGCUUCAGGGUUUCCAGGAUUUAAAAAUUUUUUUUAUUUUUAAACUAAUGGUUCUUUUUCUUCAUCAGCCCCAGGCCAGAUUGGGAAGUUAAGUGACUUGGCCAAGGUUCUGUUAUGGUUUGGUAUCAGCACUGGGACGAGAGUCCUCAUCAGCUAAUUCCUAGCCCAACAUUCUUUCUCUGCCGCAUAACUGGUUUUGUGGCCCUUAAUGGAUGUGUGCCCAAAGCGGAGGUCACAUAGGGGAAAGGGGCAGAGAGACUGGGCUGAGAAAAGGAAACAAAGGGUCUUUGCAAAGCCUGAUUGAAUCGUAGGCUGAGACCCCAGGAAAGCCCUGUGGAUUCAGUUCCCCUAGGCCAAAUAUCUCUUUUGGAAUUCUGCUCAGCCUGUCUCCAUUGCAGUUGUUUGCUGCUGGCAGUACUGUGGGUAAUAUUGUCCUUAGGCAAACCUUGCCCUGCUGCCUGUGGCAAUUCCUCCUCAGCUACAUCUCUGACUUGGCUCUCCUGAUCCUUACUGUUAGCCUCUCCAGCUUGAUGCUGUCCUGACCACUAAACAUCGAUGCUCUUUGUCCCUGCGAACACCUGCUUAUUUCUUGGAAGUAAAUUGAAGAGAGAAUUCUCACCCUGCCAGUGCUGGAGAUUGUGUAUGUGUGUGUGCGCGUGUGUGUGCGUGCGUGCAUGUAAAUUGGGAUAAUAUAAAUACAUACUA
This is a messenger RNA of Hipposideros armiger (great roundleaf bat), 3361 nucleotides long. It is a transcript of the gene MAD2L1BP, whose product is annotated as MAD2L1 binding protein. The record is from RefSeq and is a predicted model, not a curated record. Bases 1317 to 2177 code for a protein of 286 amino acids. Gene Ontology annotation, cellular component: nucleus. NCBI's taxonomy places the organism in Eukaryota, Metazoa, Chordata, Mammalia, Chiroptera, Hipposideridae. Gene Ontology annotation, biological process: regulation of exit from mitosis. The transcript has 3 exons.